Molecule: messenger RNA, 2078 nt
Organism: Arachis duranensis
Lineage: Eukaryota; Viridiplantae; Streptophyta; Magnoliopsida; Fabales; Fabaceae
Product: serine/threonine-protein kinase GRIK1
Exons: 12
Coding region: 666-1850 (394 amino acids)
Biological process (GO): protein phosphorylation; intracellular signal transduction
Cellular component (GO): cytoplasm
Molecular function (GO): protein serine/threonine kinase activity; ATP binding
Source: RefSeq, a predicted model, not a curated record
UUUUAAUCUUAUAUUUUAAAAAAAUUCCCCGCAUUCGAAUUGCGACAACUUCUCGAAUCUGAAGCUUUCAGCUUUGUCAUCCCAUUCACAAUUGCAAUGUAAUUGCAGCUGAGAUUGUUUCCUUCAAUUCGCUUCUUGAAUUACUGGAGCUACUCGAUCAAAUUUGGAGCUAGGGUUCCCAAAUUUGGCUCCCCCAAAACCAACUAACUGCCGAAAGUUUAGUCUUUUGAAGUUGCAAGCAAAGGGUUCUCGCACGUUUUCGUCCUCCUCGAGGAAAAAGAGGGUAAAAGGUCAACGAAUUUUGCAUUGGUGAGUACUGGGCUGAGCUUAUAAACUGGAGUUCAAGCAAUGUUGGGUGUGAAACGUAGUGGGUUAAGUUUCUCUUCCUGUUUACUUCAUCUAGCUGAAUGGCAUCCUUUAGAAUAACAGUGUUAAGCAGGGCUUGAAGCCCUUCUUUUUCUUUCGUAUCAGGUACUAUCUUCUUAUUAAAUCAUUAAAGUAGCGAGUACAAUCUUAUUUUGUGCUCUGAUCCAUGAAAUCUGGCAAUCUGAUUUAGCCUUAAACUGUUUGAUGAAAUCAUACUUAUUAGGAUAUGUGCUUUGGCCGUUUGAGGUGAAUCAGAUUAGUGCUGUGUAUUUAGAUUGGUGAGUGCUGUAGUUUGCAAAAUGAUCAGUUUCUGUAAUUGUUUUGGGAUAAUCAAGAAAGGAAAAAAUGAAAGCGCUAAGCAAAGUGUAAAAAAAAUUUUCUCACGGGGACUGUUGCGUGGAGAAACAGAAGAUGAUUUCUCAUAUAGUGGUGAGUUUACUAGUAACACCACCAGUGGAGAUGAAAGUGACAGCCAGCCUCGAGCCAACCGAUCGGAGGAAAUUUUGAACUUGAGAGCAGAGAAGGACAUGGCUUGUAGGCGGGUUCCUGUCAAGGAGACCAACAAACUUGUUCGUGAAGAGGAUGAAGAUGGGAACAAAAUGAUCAAUGAGUAUGUUCGGGAGUACAGGAUUGGUUCAGGUAGUUAUGGCAAAGUGGUUCUAUAUCGAAGUAUUGUAGAUGGAAAGCAUUAUGCAAUUAAGUCCUUUCAUAAGUCCCAUUUGCUGAAGCUUCGAGUUGCAGGCUCUGAAACCGCCAUGUCUGACGUUCUGCGUGAGGUACUUAUUAUGAAAAUGGUGGAACAUCCUAAUAUAGUCAAUCUCAUUGAGGUGAUUGAUGACCCAGAAUCAGAUUGCUUCUACAUGGUGCUAGAAUAUGUGGAGGGCAAAUGGUUUUGUGAGGGUUCAGGUCGUGGUUGUGCCUUGGUGGAAGACACUGUUAGGAAAUACUUGCGUGAUAUAGUAUCUGGAUUAAGAUAUCUUCAUGAUCAUAAUAUAAUACAUUUGGACAUCAAACCCGAUAAUUUGUUGAUUACUCGUGAGGGUAAAGUCAAGAUAGGGGAUUUCAGUGUCAGCCAGGCUUUUGAGGACAAUAAUGAUAUACUUUAUCGAUCACCUGGCACGCCUGUUUUCUCUGCACCAGAAUGUUGUGUAGGCGGUACAUAUCAUGGUAAAGCUUCAGACACAUGGGCAGUUGGAGUUACUUUGUACUGUAUGAUAAUGGGUGAAUACCCAUUUCUCGGAAAAACGCUUCCAGAUACAUAUGAAAAGAUAGUCAAUAAUCCAUUAGUACUCCCGGAUGACAUUAACCCACAAUUAAAGAACUUGAUUGAAGGACUACUUUGCAAAGAUCCAAAAGCAAGGAUGACAUUGAAUGAAGUUGCAGAGCAUAGCUGGGUUAUUGGAGAUGAUGGGCCCAUCAGUGAAUACUUGUGUUGGUGCAAACAGAAGAGGCUUGUGGUGGAACAAGAACAACACCACCCUUAGAAGAUAGGACCACUAUGCUUUUGCCUUCACAGAAAGAUAGGAUUUUCUUUUUGUACUGUGAAAAGGCCAAUAUAUGUGCUAGUAUACCCUUUGGACAACAUGCAUGAACUUUUUGUUAUAGAGCAGAGCAAGUUUCCAAGGAAUCCUUGUAAUUUUAAGUAGCUAAUCCUUCUGCUUUGGUACAUAAUUAAUUAAUUGUUUAUUGAAAGUGAUUGAUUUUUAUGGACA